AUGCAUCAGAUUUAUUAUUAUUAUAGGUCACGGCGUGCAGGCAGAAGAUCCCGUAUUAGUGGCCCGUCAAGUGGAGUCUCUCAUGCUUCACUUGAUGAAUAUUUACGUUCUCUUCCAGCAGGAGAUUGGUCUGGCAAUGAUCACCGUCGUCAUUCUUCACUGGCUACUCGAGUCUGUUUCCAGAAUGUCAACGGAUCACCAGAAAAUGGCAAUGACCCCAAGCAGCAACAGAUCAACUCCUGGCUGAAGGAAGAACGAGUGGGAAUUGCUUUGUUGGCAGAAGCCAAGACGUUCUGGCCUUCUAUCAACGAAGGUCAUGGUUGGAGUGACAGACUCCGCCAAGCUACGAUGAAGUCCGAGCAGAAAGGGUUUUACUUGUCGAUAGCUUACAAUCGGCAUCAGGACAGAUCUGCUGCCACCUCAGCGGUACAAUGGGGCGGGUGCAUUGCAACUGUUUUGAACCAAGUGGCGCACAGGGCUAAGGAAGCUGGCAGAGACCCCACAAGUUUAGGACGAUGGGCCUAUGUUUGUCUCCAGGGAAGGAAGUUGAAAGCCCACGGGGGUAAUGUCCAGGACUCUUUGCUCGGCUGCCUCCAACCCCCGCUUCUUCCAUGA
This is a messenger RNA of Cylindrotheca closterium, 615 nucleotides long. The record is from the annotation of a GenBank genome assembly. NCBI's taxonomy places the organism in Eukaryota, Bacillariophyta, Bacillariophyceae, Bacillariales, Bacillariaceae.